AUGACAACAAUCCCACCGGACUGGGCAUUAUACCAGACCUACCUUGCCGGUGAAUUGGUUUAUGACACCUUCAUGUCCAAAAUUCAUCAGCAACCGGUAAAGCCAAAGAGCGUUGGAUUCUUGGAUGUCGACACCUGUAUUGCUUUGGAGCAGCUUGCCAAUGUCUUGGCCGUCGCCUACUGCAAUCCUGUUCACCUCAAAAUUGACAUGGUUAGAUACAAUGAAUGCUUUGACACACAUGAAUCCGGUCGAAGCGAAAAACGAGAACAGAUUCUGUUAGACAAAUUCCCUCCCAAAGAAGAGCUUGUCUUGACAACACCGAGUGUCAUCAUUGAUUCCGGAGGCAGAAUUAUUGUCUGGUAUUUGCCUGAAGCAAUGACCGGUAUGAUAAUGACAGAUAUGUAUUGUGCCACAAAUUCCAUGGGCAAUUUGUUGAACAAUAGUAUCACAACCGGCAAGCCUACUGCAUGGAGGACACAUGUGUCCAAUUUCUAUCCAAGUCUGAAUGGGAAGAUCACCCCCAGUUGCAUCAAUAUAUCACCAGCAUGGUUUCAGCAAGGAUGA
Messenger RNA from Suillus discolor, 564 nucleotides. RefSeq lists its product as uncharacterized. NCBI's taxonomy places the organism in Eukaryota, Fungi, Basidiomycota, Agaricomycetes, Boletales, Suillaceae. Bases 1 to 564 code for a protein of 187 amino acids. The transcript has 3 exons. The record is from RefSeq and is a predicted model, not a curated record.